Salvia hispanica is the source of this 1492-nucleotide messenger RNA. It is a transcript of the gene HSFA6B, whose product is annotated as heat shock transcription factor A6B. Gene Ontology annotation, cellular component: nucleus. The record is from RefSeq and is a predicted model, not a curated record. Gene Ontology annotation, biological process: regulation of transcription by RNA polymerase II; cellular response to heat. Lineage: Eukaryota; Viridiplantae; Streptophyta; Magnoliopsida; Lamiales; Lamiaceae. Gene Ontology annotation, molecular function: DNA-binding transcription factor activity; RNA polymerase II cis-regulatory region sequence-specific DNA binding.
UCUCCAAUCACCUCUUCAUAUUUGCAGCCCACUUGAUAACAAAUUCAUCAUCAUCACCACUCCAAAAUGCUCCCUUUCCAGUUUGAUUCAAUUUCAAGAAUCCCCUUUCACCCUUAGAAACGACAAGAAACUAGAAUCUUGAUGUUUCUCUCAAACUUGUCAUAUUUUUUUUAUAAAAAAAAUACUACUGUUCAUGCAUAUUUGAUCUUGCUAUUUUGAAUUACACCAACCAUAUAAGAUCUUGUGGUCAUGAAUAACCUAGGAUCUGCGAAGGAGGAAUUCUUGGGAUCAAGUUCAUCCGAAUUCAGUGUCGGCAAUCCUCAGCCUAUGGAGGGUUUACAUGAGGCAGGCCCUCCACCAUUCUUGUGCAAGACAUAUGAUUUGGUUGAAGAGGAGAGUACAAAUGAGAUUGUUUCUUGGAGUAGAGGCAACAACAGUUUCAUUGUGUGGGACCCUCAGAUAUUUGCCACCAAUCUCCUUCCCAAGUUCUUCAAGCACAACAAUUUCUCAAGCUUUGUCAGACAACUCAACACAUAUGGAUUUAGGAAAGUGGAUCCAGACAAGUGGGAGUUUGCUAAUGAAGGGUUUUUAAGGGGGAAAAGGCAUUUGUUGAAGAAUAUAAGGAGGAGGAGAACACCAUCAUCAAAUUAUCUAUCUUGUAGUAACUUAGAGCCAUGUGUUGAGUUGGGGAGGUUUGGUCUGGACGCGGAGAUGGAUCGUCUGAGGAGGGACAAGCAAGUUUUAAUGGAGGAACUGGUGAAGCUGAGGCAGCAGCAGCAGAAUACAAAGGCAUAUCUUCAAGCAAUGGAGCAAAGGCUCAAAGGGACUGAGCAGAAGCAGAAGCAAGCACUCAGUUUCUUGGCUAGGGCGAUUCGCAGCCCGGAUUUCCUGCAGCAGAUGGUGCAGCACAAGGAGAUGAGGAGGGAGAUUGAGGAGGCCAUUGAAAAGAAGAGGAGGAAGAAGAUUGAUAAUCAAGAAUUUUUGUUUCAAGGUGAUGAUAUUGAUGGUAAAUACAUUAGUUUUGGUGAUGUUGGAGAACUUGAGGGGUUAGGCUCUUUUGGUGUUAAGGUUGAAGCUCAAGAUUUUGAUGGUUUGGGGGUGGGAGUGAGCAUGCCUAGCGAUUCAUCGGUGAGUGUUGGGGGGCACGUGGCGCCUCGGGAGUGGAUCGAUUGUGGCAUUGAUGAUGAUCAAGGGUUUUGGGAGGGUUUGAUGAGUGAUGGAGGAGUGUUGGGUGAUGAGGGUGUGGAUGUUUUGGCUAGGCAACUAUGAUUCUUGGAUUCUAAAGCCUAAGAUAGAAUAUGAUAUAAGAAGCAAGGGUGGAGAUCAUAAUGAAAUCAGGAGAUUGAAAUUUGCUUAAUUAGGUAGCUAUGUUAGGAACCCUCUAAUUAAUUGCAACAUUCUUGAACAAUCAAUGUUUAAGGACUGAAAUUGGUUUUUAUUGCCUGAUUUUACCUCAAUUGAUUCUUAAAUGUUUUGUGUUUUGUCUGAGCUA